Messenger RNA from Centropristis striata (black sea bass), 702 nucleotides. Its product is annotated as LITAF domain-containing protein-like. The transcript is spliced from 4 exons. NCBI's taxonomy places the organism in Eukaryota, Metazoa, Chordata, Actinopteri, Perciformes, Serranidae. Gene Ontology annotation, molecular function: zinc ion binding. The coding region runs from base 1 to 405 and encodes 134 amino acids. The record is from RefSeq and is a predicted model, not a curated record.
AUGGAAAAAGGUCCUCCUCCUCAGAAUAUGCCAGCACCGCCGUACCCCGGUGGGCCGUACCCUCCUGGGCCCGGUCAGGCGUACCCCCCCCCUCCUGUUCAUCCUCAAGCUGCUGCUUACCAGUACGCCCCUCAACAACCUCACGUCGGUCAACCUGUGGUGGUGAUGCAGCAGCAGCUGCCAACCGAUUCUCCUGGAAGCAUGUUGUGUCCUCACUGCCAAAGCACUGUAGUCACUAGAGUCGAGCACAAAAAUGGAUUGCUCACCUGGUUGAUCUGUGGUGCCAUGGGACUCUUCUUGUGCUGGCCGUGCUGUUGGAUCCCGUUCUGCAUUGAUUCCUGCAAGGAUGUGGAGCAUUGCUGCCCCAACUGCAACAAUGUCGUGCACAUCCAUAAACGCAUUUAAAACAGGAAUGCAGUGUUUACAUUGCUGAAGUCACAGCAAAAGGUAGAAAAGUCAACCUGACCUGACUAAACCAACAUCUGGACAGGAGCUGAACCCCUUUGAGCAAACACAUCAGUGUUUUCCAUCAACCCUGUGCUCACUGGUGGUGACUCAUUACUCUGUACAUAUAUAUAGAAUGUUAUACAUCAAUUUUUCUGGUGAUAAAUACGCACUGCUGUGAAAAAUGUAAUGUGAAAAAUCCUGAUCAUUUUUCUUGACACAACCUGAGUCAAUAUGAUAUAGCUAACACAAUAUAAA